Molecule: messenger RNA, 2361 nt
Organism: Glarea lozoyensis ATCC 20868
Lineage: Eukaryota; Fungi; Ascomycota; Leotiomycetes; Helotiales; Helotiaceae
Product: Metallo-hydrolase/oxidoreductase
Exons: 5
Coding region: 1-2361 (786 amino acids)
Biological process (GO): mRNA 3'-end processing by stem-loop binding and cleavage
Cellular component (GO): mRNA cleavage and polyadenylation specificity factor complex
Molecular function (GO): 5'-3' exonuclease activity; RNA endonuclease activity; RNA binding
Source: RefSeq, a predicted model, not a curated record
AUGGCUUCCAAACGGAAAGCAGCCGCGAUGGCACCCGCGCCAGAAGAGCCUAUCGAUCCCGCGGAUGAGUUAAUGUUCUUGUGUUUAGGAGGAGGUAAUGAAGUUGGCAGAUCAUGUCAUAUUCUUCAAUACAAGGGCAAGACUGUAAUGCUUGAUGCCGGUAUGCAUGCUGGUUACGAAGGUCUAGCUGCCUUGCCAUUCUACGACGAUUUCGAUCUGAGCACUGUCGAUGUCCUUCUGAUCAGCCAUUUUCAUGUCGACCAUGCGGCAUCACUACCGUACGUGCUGGCAAAGACCAAUUUCAAGGGAAGAGUCUUCAUGACACAUCCAACAAAAGCCAUUUAUAAAUGGCUCGUGUCCGACAGUAUUCGCGUAGGGGGAAACACAUCUAAGUCACAGCCAAUGUUCACAGAAGAAGAUCAUCUGGCUACCUUUCCUCAAAUCGAGGCUAUCGAUUACCACACCACGCACACAAUAUCGUCCAUACGCAUUACACCAUAUCCUGCGGGCCAUGUACUGGGUGCAGCAAUGUUUCUCAUUGAAAUCGCCGGACUCAAGAUUUUUUUCACGGGGGAUUACUCGCGCGAAAAUGAUCGACAUCUUGUUUCUGCUGAGGUUCCAAAGGGAGUGAAAAUAGAUGUGUUGAUCACCGAGUCAACGUAUGGCAUUGCAUCUCAUAUACCCCGGACAGAGAGAGAACAUGCUCUUAUGAACUCGAUUACCAGUAUUCUCAACAGAGGUGGUCGAGUCUUGAUGCCUGUCUUUGCUCUUGGGCGUGCUCAAGAACUUCUCUUAAUUUUAGACGAGUAUUGGGGCCGACACCCCGAGUUCCAACGAGUACCCAUCUACUAUGCCAGUAAUCUAGCCAGGAAAUGUAUGCUUGUUUAUCAAACUUACGUAGGAGCCAUGAACGACAAUAUCAAAAGACUAUUCCGAGAACGGAUGGCGGAAGCAGAAGCAUCAAACGAUACUGCUGGGAGAGGUGGCCCUUGGGAUUUUAAAUAUAUUCGUUCAUUGAAGAACCUCGACCGAUUCGACGAUGUUGGCAGUUGUGUUAUGCUUGCAAGUCCUGGUAUGCUCCAGAAUGGUGUUAGUAGGGAAUUGCUAGAGAGAUGGGCUCCGAGCGAAAAGAAUGGGGUUAUCAUAACUGGUUACAGUGUUGAGGGUACCAUGGCGAAGCAGAUAAUGCAGGAACCGGAAACAAUUCAAGCAAUCAUGACGCGCAAUACUGCACUUGCGACCAGGAGAGGACCAGCAGCUGAUGGAGACAAGGUUAUGAUACCACGUCGUUGCACGAUUCAAGAAUAUUCCUUUGCAGCGCACGUAGAUGGAACUGAGAAUCGAGAGUUCAUCGAAGAGGUUGCAGCACCAGUAGUAAUUUUGGUUCACGGCGAGCAGCAUAAUAUGAUGCGCUUGAAAUCAAAGCUGUUAUCGUUAAAUGCUGACAAGACUACAAAGGUCAAGGUCUACAGCCCGCGCAAUUGUGAAGAAGUGCGCAUUCCGUUCAAAGCCGACAAAAUUGCCAAAGUCGUUGGAAAGCUUGCGGCGAUUCCUCCACCUUCUGCGGAGGAAAGUCAAUCCCAGCUAUUGACAGGAGUCCUCGUUCAGAAUGAUUUCAAGAUGUCUUUGAUGGCACCGGAAGAUCUGAGGGAAUAUGCUGGAUUGACUACGACAACAAUUACCUGCAAACAACGCAUGACUUUAAGUGCUGCAGGUAUUGACUUGAUCAAGUGGGCUUUACAAGGCACUUUUGGUAGUAUCCAGGAGAUUACCGAGAGUCAGCCAACAAAUGGCACAAAUGGUGAUUCCAACAUGAAUGAAUCAGAAGAACCAGUAGAAGAAAUCGUACGGAAAUCAACUGCAUACCUGGUCAUGGACUGUGUAACCGUCCGUCACAGCAGCAAUGGCGAGGUAGAACUAGAAUGGGAAGGCAACAUGCUAAACGACGGCAUCGCCGACGCAGUAAUGGCCGUCCUCUUCUCGGUGGAAAGCAGUCCCGCAGCAGUAAAACAAUCAUCAAGCAAACAUCCUCAUACCCACGCCCUCCCCUCUCGCAACCCUCACGCCAACCUCUCACCCACCGAACGUCUCGAGCGACUCUUCAUGUUCCUCGAAGCCCAAUUCGGCGCCGACAACCUGACACCGAUCGCCACACCCAAAGACGGCGACGACGAGGAAGAGAUUCAGAGAUUGCAUAAAAUUGGUAUUCCGGUUCCUGGCGUGGAGAUUAAGGUUGAUAAGAUGGUUGCAAAGGUUUGGCUGGAGGAUUUGGAGGUUGAGUGUGGGAACCGUGUUUUUGGGGAUAGGGUGAAGGCGGUGGUGGAGAGGGCUGUGGAGGUUACGGCGCCGUUGUGGGCGUGA